Messenger RNA from Angiostrongylus costaricensis, 1212 nucleotides. Lineage: Eukaryota; Metazoa; Nematoda; Chromadorea; Rhabditida; Metastrongylidae. The record is from the annotation of a GenBank genome assembly.
AUGACUGUAUUUUACAUGAAGCGAUCCCAUGGAGGCAGCAGGAACGAAUAUUUAUGGCAAUUUCUAGGAUUCAGGAAGCGGACAUGCCUCUACGACUUGCAUAAGAAGUACAAUGGCAAGAUCGUUCCAUUUGCUGGAUUCGAUAUGCCUGUGCAGUACUCAGAUCUGAGUAUCCAGGAAUCGUCCAGGCAUACCAGACAACACAUCAGCGUUUUUGACGUGUCCCACAUGUUGCAGACACAUAUCACUGGGAAGGACAGGGUCGCUUUCAUUGAAAGCCUUACUACGGCAGAUAUUGAAGGUUUGACGGAAAACAGCGGUGCGCUUUCUGUGUUCACCAAUGAAAAAGGUGGUAUAAAGGACGAUUUAAUCGUUUCUAAGACUGAACUUAACUACAUCUACAUAGUAACAAAUGCUGGUUGCAUCGAUAAGGAUCUACCUUAUCUGCAGGAGAAUGCUGCGAAAUGGAGGUCGAAAGGAAAGGAUGUAGAUGUUAAAGUACUUGACGGACAGGGACUGAUUGCCGUUCAAGGUCCGGAAAUGAUGAAAGUUCUUCAGCCGGAGGCAGAUAUUGACCUUCGGAAGCUGACGUUCAUGAAAACAGCUGUUGGCAAGGUUUUUGGUGUUGAAAACUGCAGAGUUACACGUUGUGGGUAUACUGGAGAAGACGGUGUAGAGAUAUCAGUUAACCCUACUGAGGCAGUUACUCUUACGGAAAGAAUGCUACAAUCAAAGAACGGCAAAGUAAAAUUAGCCGGUCUUGGUGCACGAGAUGCUUUACGAAUGGAAGCUGGUUUAUGUCUUUACGGAAAUGAUAUUGACGAGAACACAACACCAGCUGAGGCUGGAUUGGCCUUCGUUGUUGCCAAAAGACGUCGUGAAACGUUAGGUUUCCCUGGUGCUGAAAAAGUUGUAGAACAACUCACAACGAAAAAUUGGCCAAAGCAACGGGUUGGACUGAUCGGAGAACCUGGCCGAGCUCCACGAGCACAUCUCCCUAUAAUUGAUCCUCUGGAUAAAUGCGCCGUUGGUUUCGUGACGUCCGGAUGUCCAUCUCCUUGCACUAGUCAGAACAUUGGCAUUGCUUACGUUGAUAAGCCGUGCGCAAAGAUUGGCAAAGAAUUCCUUGUGGACUUUGGUUCAAAACAGUCCAAAGUCACAGUAGCGAAAAUGCCAUUUGUAAAGACCAACUACUAUACACAAUGUUCUUGA